Messenger RNA from Otolemur garnettii (small-eared galago), 2170 nucleotides. It is a transcript of the gene DYRK3, whose product is annotated as dual specificity tyrosine phosphorylation regulated kinase 3. The coding region runs from base 168 to 1934 and encodes 588 amino acids. Gene Ontology annotation, molecular function: ATP binding; protein serine/threonine kinase activity; protein serine/threonine/tyrosine kinase activity. The record is from RefSeq and is a predicted model, not a curated record. Lineage: Eukaryota; Metazoa; Chordata; Mammalia; Primates; Galagidae. Gene Ontology annotation, cellular component: nucleus. Gene Ontology annotation, biological process: peptidyl-threonine phosphorylation; peptidyl-serine phosphorylation; cytoplasmic stress granule disassembly. The transcript has 3 exons.
UCCCGGCCAGGGCCAGUCGCGAGCUAAGGCGCGCGGAGCUGCAGUGUCUGGCUCAGAGUCCCCGGGGAAGAUCACGCCUUGGAGUCUGCAGUCACUGCGCAGGUGGACGCGCCCGGGCCGGACCCUCCAACCGCCGCCCCUCCCCCCGCGGGGUCCCGAGCUAGGUCAUGGGGGGCACCGCUCGCGGGCCUGGGCGGAAGGAUGCGGGGCCACCCGGGGCCGGGCUCCCGCCCCAGCAGCGGAGAUUGGGGGAUGGUGUCUAUGAUACCUUCAUGAUGAUAGAUGAAACCAAAUGCCCACCCUGUUCAAAUGUAGCCUGCAAUUCUUCUGAACCACCUCUACCCAGAAGAGUAAAUAUCACCACAGAGCAGUUAAUAAGAGACCAUACUCAGCACUUUCUGAAUGGAGGUGAAAUAAAGGUAGAACAGCUAUUUCAAGAAUUUGGCAGCAAAAGAUCUGAUAUUCUUCAGUCAGAUGUUAUCAACGAUUCUGAAAAAUGCUUUCCUGUUGCUUGUCAGGGUAAAAGUUUAGAUAACUUGUAUUCAGUAAAAUCCAACAGUUCAUCCAAAGCACCUAAAGUGGUCCCGCUGACUCCAGAGCAAGCACUGAAGCAGUAUAAACACCACCUCACUGCUUAUGAGAAGCUGGAGAUUAUCAAUUAUCCAGAAAUCUAUUUUGUGGGUCCAAAUGCCAAAAAGAGACAUGGAGUUGUUGGUGGCCCCAAUAAUGGGGGAUACGAUGAUUCAGAUGGGUCCUACAUUCACGUACCUCGAGACCAUCUAGCUUACCGAUAUGAGGUGCUGAAAAUUAUUGGCAAGGGGAGUUUUGGGCAGGUGGCCCGGGUCUAUGAUCACAAACUUCGACAGUACGUGGCCCUAAAAAUGGUGCGAAAUGAGAAGCGCUUCCAUCGUCAAGCAGCUGAGGAGAUCCGGAUUUUGGAGCACCUGAAAAAACAGGAUAAAACCGGUAGCAUGAAUGUCAUCCACAUGUUGGAAAGUUUCACAUUUCGGAACCACGUCUGCAUGGCCUUUGAAUUGCUAAGCAUAGACCUUUAUGAGCUAAUCAAAAAAAACAAGUUUCAAGGUUUUAGCGUACAAUUAGUACGCAAGUUUGCUCAAUCCAUCUUGCAAUCCUUGGAUGCUCUCCACAGAAAUAAGAUUAUUCACUGUGACCUGAAGCCAGAAAACAUUCUCCUGAAACACCAUGGGCGCAGUGCAACCAAGGUCAUUGACUUUGGGUCCAGCUGUUUCGAGUACCAGAAGCUUUAUACGUAUAUCCAGUCUCGGUUCUACAGAGCUCCCGAGAUCAUCUUAGGAAGCCGCUACAGCACCCCUAUUGACAUAUGGAGUUUCGGCUGCAUCCUUGCGGAACUUUUAACGGGACAGCCUCUCUUUCCUGGAGAGGAUGAAGGUGACCAGUUGGCCUGCAUGAUAGAGCUGUUAGGGAUGCCACCACCCAAACUCCUGGAGCAAGCCAAACGUGCCAAGUACUUUAUCAACUCCAGGGGCCUCCCUCGCUAUUGCUCUUUGACCACCCAGGCAGACGGGAGGAUUGUGCUUAUGGGGGGUCGCUCACGAAGGGGUAAAAAGCGGGGUCCCCCAGGCAGCAAAGACUGGGAGACAGCACUGAAAGGGUGUGAUGACUACUUGUUUAUAGAGUUUUUGAAAAAGUGUCUUCACUGGGACCCCUCUGCCCGUCUGACCCCAGCUCAAGCAUUAAGACACCCUUGGAUUAGCAAGUCAGUACCCAGACCGCUUGCCACCACAGACAAAGUGUCAGGGAAGCGGGCAGUCAAUCCCACAAAUGCUUUCCAGGGACUGGGUUCCAAGCUGCCUCCAGUUGUUGGAAUAGCCAAUAAGCUUAAAGCUAACCUGAUGUCAGAGAGCAGUGGCAGUAUACCUCUGUGCAGUGUCUUGCCAAAACUGAUUAGCUAAUGGACAGAAAUAUACUCCGAGAUGCGUGUGUAUGUAUUUUUAAUUAACAAAACUGAGAAUGGAAAAAAAUGCAAGCCCAUUGGUGGAUAUGUUUUUGUUAGACUAGACUUCUUUUUUUUUUUAACAAGGCAAAACAUUUUUGUAUGACUGUAAAAGAAUUCUUCAAGGGCUAAUUACCUAACCAACUUGUACUGGCCAUAUGGAAUAUACAUUAAAUGACUUUUUAUAGGUCAAUG